This is a messenger RNA of Propithecus coquereli (Coquerel's sifaka), 2145 nucleotides long. RefSeq names its product hormonally up-regulated Neu-associated kinase (gene HUNK). NCBI's taxonomy places the organism in Eukaryota, Metazoa, Chordata, Mammalia, Primates, Indriidae. Gene Ontology annotation, biological process: intracellular signal transduction; protein phosphorylation. The coding region runs from base 1 to 2145 and encodes 714 amino acids. Gene Ontology annotation, molecular function: protein serine/threonine kinase activity; ATP binding. The record is from RefSeq and is a predicted model, not a curated record. The transcript is spliced from 11 exons. Gene Ontology annotation, cellular component: cytoplasm.
AUGCCGGCGGCGGCGGGGGACGGGCUGCUGGGGGAGCCGGCGGCGCCCGGGGGUGGCGGCGGCGCGGAGGACGCUGCCAGGCCGGCGGCGGCCUGCGAGGGAAGUUUCCUGCCGGCCUGGGUGAGCGGCGUGCCCCGCGAGCGGCUCCGCGACUUCCAGCACCACAAGCGCGUGGGCAACUACCUCAUCGGCAGCAGGAAGCUGGGCGAGGGCUCCUUCGCCAAGGUGCGCGAGGGGCUGCACGUGCUGACCGGAGAGAAGGUGGCCAUAAAAGUCAUCGAUAAGAAGAGAGCCAAAAAGGACACCUAUGUCACCAAAAACCUGCGGCGAGAGGGGCAGAUUCAGCAGAUGAUCCGCCACCCCAACAUCACACAGCUCCUUGACAUCUUAGAGACGGAAAACAGCUACUACCUGGUCAUGGAGCUGUGCCCGGGGGGCAACCUGAUGCACAAGAUAUACGAGAAGAAGCGGCUGGAGGAGGCCGAAGCCCGCAGAUACAUCAGGCAGCUCAUCUCUGCCGUGGAGCACCUGCACCGGGCUGGGGUGGUCCACAGAGACUUGAAGAUAGAAAAUUUGCUACUAGAUGAAGACAAUAAUAUCAAGCUGAUUGACUUUGGUUUGAGCAACUGUGCGGGGAUCCUGGGUUACUCCGACCCGUUCAGCACACAGUGUGGCAGCCCUGCCUAUGCUGCCCCCGAGCUGCUCGCCAGGAAGAAGUAUGGCCCCAAAAUCGACGUCUGGUCCAUAGGCGUGAACAUGUAUGCCAUGCUGACUGGGACGCUGCCCUUCACCGUGGAGCCGUUCAGCCUUCGGGCUUUGUACCAGAAGAUGGUGGACAAGGAAAUGAACCCCCUCCCCACGCAGCUCUCCACAGGAGCCAUCAAUUUCCUGCGCUCUCUCCUGGAACCAGACCCUGUGAAGAGGCCAAAUAUUCAGCAAGCACUGGCGAAUCGCUGGCUUAAUGAGAAUUACACAGGCAAAGUGCCCUGUAACGUCACUUAUCCCAACAGGAUUUCCCUGGAAGACCUGAGCCCCAGCGUGGUGCUGCACAUGACCGAGAAGCUGGGCUACAAGAACAGCGACGUGAUCAACACUGUGCUCUCCAACCGCGCCUGCCACAUCCUCGCCAUCUACUUCCUCCUCAACAAGAAACUCGAGCGCUAUUUGUCAGGGAAAUCUGACAUCCAGGACAGCGUCUGCUACAAGACCCAGCUCUACCAGAUAGAAAAAUGCAGGGCUACCAAGGAGCCCUAUGAGGCCUCCCUGGACACCUGGACGAGAGACCUUGAAUUCCAUGCUGUGCAGGAUAAAAAGCCCAAAGAACAAGAAAAAAGAGGAGACUUUCUUCAUCGACCGUUCUCCAAGAAGCUGGACAAGAACCUGCCCUCACACAAGCAGCCCUCGUCCUCGCUCAUCACGCAGCUGCAGAACACCAAAGCCCUGCUGAAGGACCGCAAGGCCUCCAAGCCCGCCCUCCCUGACAAAGAUUCCUUCGGCUGCCGAAAUAUCUUCCGCAAAACCUCCGAUUCCAAUUGCGUGGCUUCUUCUUCCAUGGAAUUCAUCCCUGUCCCACCCCCCAGGACCCCCAGGAUAGUAAAGAAACUGGAGCCCCACCAGCAAGGGCCCGGGAGCACGGGCGUCCCCACCAAGGAAGACCCCCUGAUGCUGGACAUGGUGCGCUCCUUCGAGUCUGUCGACCGCGAUGACCACAUAGAACUGCUGUCCCCCUCUCAUCACUAUAGGAUUCUGAACUCCCCGGUGAGCUUGGCUCGCAGAAAUUCCGGCGAGAGGACACUGUCACCGGGGCUGCCGUCCGGAAGCACGUCACCUCUCCACACUCCUUUGCAUCCCACUCUGGUCUCCUUCGCUCAUGAAGAUAAGAACAGCCCCCCCAAAGAGGAAGGUGUGUGCUCCCCACCUCCGGUUCCCAGCAGCGGCCCCACGCAGCCUCUGGGGAGCCCGAACUGCGUGAAAAGCCGAGGCAGGUUCCCCAUGAUGGGCGUCGGGCAGAUGUUGAGGAAGCGGCAUCAGAGCCUGCAGCCGUCUGUGGACAGGCCCCUGGAAGCCGGCCUGCCCCCGCUGCAGCCGGCAGCCCCCGCGAGCCUGUCCUUUGACGUGGCCGAUGGGCUCAAGGGCCAGUGCUGA